AUGAUCUGCAUUGGUCCUGUCUGCGUGCCUAUUUGGCAGCUGGGCAUUGUUGGGGCAUUUCUUCUGAACCCCCUCAAGAAUGCUGCUGUUUAUGUAUAUAGUCGGUGCUGCAAGCGCAGAGCGCACUGUGCAGAGACGGGAGCGCAAGGACUGAGAGUAGCAAACUUGGAACUGUUUCGAACGACAGAUACCGCUCUCAAGAGAACGGCAGGCGAAUACCCAUCUCAAGCGGUGUCUGUACACUCCGAUGACCAGUUGGCUGCGCUUAAAAGGCGGCUUUCCGGUGGAAACAAACCCCAGAUGAUUUUUGUCGAUUUUGGCGCGACGUGGUGUCAACCUUGCAAAUCCAUGUGCCCCUUUUUUGAGGCGCUUAGUGUUUUUUACGAGGGAACGUUCGUGAAGGUGGAUGUGGAUGAGUGCCCCGAUAGCGCAGACGAUGCGGCGGUCCAGGCCCUUCCGACUCUCUGCGUCAUGGCGCCCUCAGGAGGAAAGUGGGAAGUUGUAGCGCGAGCGGUUGGCGCGAACCGCCGCGACUGGGAGAAUCUCGUGGCGACGCACUCGAUUCCUCGUCACGGAGACAGCCCAUCAAACGAAAAGGAGUCAACAAAAGACCAGUAG
Neospora caninum is the source of this 618-nucleotide messenger RNA. Its product is annotated as putative thioredoxin. The transcript has 4 exons. The record is from RefSeq and is a predicted model, not a curated record. Lineage: Eukaryota; Apicomplexa; Conoidasida; Eucoccidiorida; Sarcocystidae. The coding region runs from base 1 to 618 and encodes 205 amino acids.